This is a messenger RNA of Pocillopora meandrina, 411 nucleotides long. The record is from the annotation of a GenBank genome assembly. NCBI's taxonomy places the organism in Eukaryota, Metazoa, Cnidaria, Anthozoa, Scleractinia, Pocilloporidae.
AUGGCUCGUCUAUAUCGAAAGCUGCUCAAGUCAAAACAUGACAAGAAAAUAACCGGAGGUCUGUUUGACACUCCUUCUGAAGAGAAAUUGUUUGGAUCCUCAAAACUUUGGAAUGACCACAAAACCAACAGUUGCUUCUUGAUCGUGAAGGAAAGUGGGAAGUCGUAUGUCGUUGGAAAAGAUCAGUUCGAGAAGAAAACAGAUCAAGGCCACAAUGGAGAAAGAGGAGAAACUGAGUUAACUUUGAAAGAUUUAAAGAAAGCACGUCCACCUGGAUUCCGGAAAUUCGAGACCUCGCUUGGUUCCGUUAACCUAGAUGAACAACUUGCGCUGCAGUUGUGGGAAGAUAUUUUUAAACCUCUGUACACCUUCAAUUUUCUCAAAAUUGAUUCGGGACACCUAGAAAUGUAG